Messenger RNA from Penicillium canescens, 999 nucleotides. Its product is annotated as putative short chain dehydrogenase/oxidoreductase. Gene Ontology annotation, cellular component: intracellular anatomical structure. Bases 1 to 999 code for a protein of 332 amino acids. The transcript has 2 exons. Gene Ontology annotation, molecular function: oxidoreductase activity, acting on NAD(P)H, oxygen as acceptor. The record is from RefSeq and is a predicted model, not a curated record. Lineage: Eukaryota; Fungi; Ascomycota; Eurotiomycetes; Eurotiales; Aspergillaceae.
AUGUCUUCCAUUCUGCCCCGAGUCAUGGCGCCUGUUCGCACACGGCUCGCUGGCGCUGCCGUACGCGCUCCUCGUGUUCUUGCUUUAUCUUCAAGCCGCCUGUACUCGACCUCCAAAAACGCAUUCAGCCCUCAAGAUAUUCACAAUGUUUCUCACAACCCGGAUCACAUCCAAUCAAAGUUGCCGCCAAAGAAGCUCUUGCGCAACAGCGAAAGAUUCCGGGAGUUUGAUAUGGAGGGUCGAGUAUAUGCCAUCACUGGCGGUGGACGAGGAUUGGGGCUGUCGAUGGCUGAAGCAUUGAUUGAGGCUGGCGCAAAAGUUUACUGCCUGGACCGGCUCGAAACUCCUCACCAAGACUUCAUUGCCGCCAAGAACAAGGCCGAGAACGAAUAUGGCGGUACUCUAGAGUAUAUCCGCAUCGAUGUCCGCAACAACACCGAAGUCAACACCACAAUGGCCACAAUCGCAGCCCAACACGAGCGCCUAGACGGUCUAGUUGCCGCAGCCGGAAUCAAUCACCUCCAAAGCGCACUGGAGUACUCCCAGCAUGCUCUAGAUGACGUGAUGUCAAUCAAUUACAAUGGAGUAUUCAACUCGGCUACCGCGGCCGCCCGUCAGAUGUUCAACUACCAACAAAAGGGCUCAAUUCUGUUAGUAGCUAGCAUGAGUGGUCUGAUUGCCAACAAGGGUAUGACUUCACCUGUAUACAACUCAUCCAAGGCGGCGGUCAUCCAGCUGUCUCGCUCUCUCGCUAUGGAAUGGGGCCGUCAUGGCAUUCGAGUCAACAGCUUGUGCCCUGGCCACAUUAUCACUCCUAUGGUUGAUGAGGUCUUCCAGCAGAACCCUGCUGCCCGUGCUACCUGGGAAGCUGAGAACAUGCUUGGUCGUCUGGCGCUCCCCGAGGAAUUCAGGGGCUCUGCACUUUUCUGUCUCUCUGAUGCAAGCAGCUUCAUGACUGGUAGCACAUUGCUCAUUGAUGGUGGCCACACUGCAUGGUGA